AUGAAAUUUUUAAAAAUGUUGCACUUCAAAACUAUCCCCGAAGACUACAUAAGGAAGACGGCUGAAUUCGCCCAGGUAGCUGUGAACUGCAGUCGAGCUGCUCAUCAGACUGCUCUUCGUGGUAAUAAGCUAAGCCCUCAAGUUGCCGCCUUAACACCGAAGGUCCGAGCCUUCAUCGAGCGAAGUGCUGCUUUGUGCGAACCAGAUCAUGUGCACAUUUGCGAUGGCUCCGAAGCUGAAGCCAAUGCUUUAGUGGCUCUGAUGCAAACUCAGGGUACAUUGAAACCGCUGCCCAAGUAUGAUAACUGCUGGUUGGCUCGCACGGAUCCAGCUGAUGUCGCUAGAGUGGAGUCCCGUACUUUUAUUUGUGCGGAGCGCGAGCGUGACGUGGUUCCAAUCGCACGCGCAGGCCAGAAGAGCGCGUUAGGAAACUACAUUCCACUGCCCGACUAUGAGAAAGCCGUUGCAGAACGUUUCCCAGGAUGUAUGAGAGGUCGCACGAUGUAUGUAAUACCGUUCUCAAUGGGUCCAGUUGGGUCUCCACUCUCUAAAAUUGGUGUUGAAGUUACCGACUCGCCCUAUGUCGCCUACUCCAUGAGGGUCAUGACCAGAAUCGGUGCCGCUGUGUUAGAAGCUCUUCGUAAGGAUGAACACUUUGUGCGCUGCCUCCACUCAGUGGGACGGUCUGCGUCAUCAGGCACCAUAGGAUGGCCUUGCGAUCCUGCUAGAACUAUCAUCCUUCACCGACCAGCUGACAAUGAGAUAGUUAGUUAUGGUAGUGGCUACGGAGGCAACAGUCUUUUGGGUAAGAAGUGCUUCGCUCUGCGGCUGGGUUCUGUUAUAGCGCGCCGAGAAGGAUGGCUUGCUGAACAUAUGCUGAUCGUAGGAGUCACCGAUCCGAAAGGUCGUAAGCGGUACAUCGCUGCAGCAUUCCCCUCGGCAUGUGGGAAGACGAAUUUGGCAAUGAUGACUCCAACCCUGCCGGGGUACAAGGUGGAGUGUGUGGGUGAUGAUAUUGCCUGGAUGAAAUUUGACAAGAACGGCGUAUUGAGAGCUAUUAAUCCUGAGAACGGGUUCUUCGGUGUUGCCCCAGGUACAUCGGCGUCAACGAACCCAAUUGCCAUGGAGUCAGUAUUCAAAGACACAGUAUUCACGAAUGUCGCGGAGACUAAAGAUGGUGGUGUGUGGUGGGAGGGAAUGGGAGCGGCCCCUGAAGGUGUUACAGAUUGGAAAGGACAGGCUUGGGAUCAGACCAAGAAGACGCCAGCUGCGCAUCCAAACUCAAGAUUCUGCACACCAGCGGCCAAUUGUCCGAUGAUAGAUGGAGAUUGGGAGAGCGCGGAAGGUGUACCGAUUUCUGCGAUAUUGUUGGGCGGGCGGCGCCCUGCGGGUGUUCCACUAGUUGUCGAAGCCCGGGACUGGGCUCAUGGAGUCUUCCUCGGGGCUUCCAUGAGAUCGGAGUCGACUGCAGCUGCUGAAUAUGCUGGAAAAGUGGUAAUGCACGAUCCGUUCGCAAUGCGGCCAUUCUUCGGUUACAACUUUGGCGAGUAUCUCCAACAUUGGCUGUCGAUGCCGCGAGCUGGUCGCCAGAUGCCUAAGAUCUUCCACGUUAACUGGUUCAGGAAGGACCAACAGGGUAAAUUCCUAUGGCCUGGCUUCGGUGAGAACUCCCGCGUUUUGGACUGGGUUUUACGUAGAUGUGAUGAUGAGCAGUGUCACGUGGAGACACCAUUAGGCUUUGUGCCAAAACCCGGAGCUCUUAAUUGUAGUAACCUUGGCGACAUCAAUAUGAACGAAUUGUUUAACAUUCCUAAGGAUUUCUGGUUGCAAGAGGCUGACGCGAUAGAAAAAUACUUUAAGGAAGAAGUGGGUGAAGAUUUACCGAACGAAAUGUGGGACCAACUGAUGACACUCAAGAAAAACAUUCAAAAAUCAUAG
Pieris macdunnoughi is the source of this 1938-nucleotide messenger RNA. NCBI's taxonomy places the organism in Eukaryota, Metazoa, Arthropoda, Insecta, Lepidoptera, Pieridae. The record is from the annotation of a GenBank genome assembly.